Molecule: messenger RNA, 1333 nt
Organism: Suillus subalutaceus
Lineage: Eukaryota; Fungi; Basidiomycota; Agaricomycetes; Boletales; Suillaceae
Exons: 3
Coding region: 157-1017 (286 amino acids)
Source: RefSeq, a predicted model, not a curated record
AGAGUCACUGCCAUCCACACCACAGCACACACCACCACCACGUCUGACUCUGAACCAUCUCCCUUAUAGUCUUCAAAGAAAUCUCAUUUGUGAACGCCGUCCUUUAUAGCCUUAGUUUCCAGCUUAGAUAUCUAAAUCCCUCUGAGAGUAAGCCAAAUGCGCCUCUCAAUACUUCCCGUCCUUGUUGCAGGGGCUGGUAUUGUCAGCCAGGUUAGUGCGGAGCCCGUCCGUGUCUUAGUCGAGAGCCCCUCAAAUGCCAAUGCAAACAUUCGCUUCGGCCACGCCAUUGCCAACGCCAACGUGAAUGGCAAUGAUGACUCCGACAACGUCGGCCGCUUGGUGCGCCCGAGCCUCGUAAUGACCACCUCCACCGAGAUCAAGGGGAAGCAUCACUUUUGUGGCGCGUCCCUGAAAGCGAAGGCACUCCGCAUGUCAAAUGCGUUCCGUCAUGCUCUUGGCCUUCCUCUCAUCGAGACGGGUGACCAUGACGCAUUCAAGGGCGAAGUCGCCAGCACACCCGGUUCUGUUUCUGGAGAACUUCAUAUCCUUCCCAUUCCCUUGUUCGGGCAACCCGUUGCAUCAAGCGUCCCCGCCAGUUCCUCUGAGAAGGACAAUUCAGGCGAUGUCAAGGAGCUUCUUCCUGACGGGUCCGUCGUGCGGGUCUAUCGCCAGCAUGGAGCUGAAUCUCACCAUCACCAUCAUGACAUGAAGCACAAGAAAGCCGGAUCUUUCCUCAGGCGUGUUCACCGCGCCAUCAUGGCCCUCGGCCUGUGGGAGGGUCGUGCUGUUGCGUUCGUUCUUGGUUGCGGAAUCGGUGUUUUGCUUCGCAUGUUCUGGGUGAUGUCUGUCCUUGUGUAUCGCACCGUCAGAGGUGAGAGACUGGAGGAAGUCAGUCAUGGGUACAUCAUGUUCGAACAUGAUGCAGAGAACAACUUCGUCCCUCCUCCUGAAUACACUGACGAAAAGGUGAAGGUAGCCGAGGUCGAGGUUCAAGAGAUCGAGACUCGCGUGGAGUGAAUGACACCGAUCCUCUCCAUUUGAAACACCACCCACAUGCCUAUGAAUAUUUUGAUCUCGUUCGCGUACUGUGACCACUACAUAUUUACACCCAGAUCCACUUCUGUUUCUCUCUUCGCUUGAUGCAUAGCUGGUCGCUUGGUUUGGAAAUGCCUCACGUCUGUCUUUGACGGACUCACACAUUCCUUUAUCACUGUGCACAUGUUGUAUUUUUGUUGCCUGGUGCUCGUAGUAACACGAUUGAUAAAAUUGCCUACCAAGACCAAUUGGAAACGACCAGCAUACAAGAGAGAGAAUUUAUAUUUUUAUACGCCGC